Molecule: messenger RNA, 2646 nt
Organism: Hydractinia symbiolongicarpus
Lineage: Eukaryota; Metazoa; Cnidaria; Hydrozoa; Anthoathecata; Hydractiniidae
Product: ceramide phosphoethanolamine synthase-like
Exons: 5
Coding region: 471-1529 (352 amino acids)
Source: RefSeq, a predicted model, not a curated record
UAGGUGGUACAAUGCCAUGAGGAGAAAUGGUCAGUUACCUGAUUUAUAUUGUAGGCGGUUGUUAGGGAAACGUUAUGGUACGAUGCUACAUAGUCGCGCCACAAGCUGGAGAACUUUGAACUUUCGUGUAUAGUUGGUGUCAGUUGGGACUAGCUUUGCAACGUACUUAAUAACCUUCAUGAAAAAAUUAGUUUUUAGUUUUGUGGCUUGUUUGUGAAUUGUUGGGCAUAACCAUAUAACCAGCUCUGCUGACUAACAUACCACACCAGUAAUAACGUUUUAUUAAUGUGGUGGUUGUAGCUAGCUAACUAGUUAGCUAGAUUUAUCAACAACAGAGGGGUGAGCAGGCAGAGGACAGAGCUCUAUAGACCUGAGUGUGUACAUUUUUUCUGUUGUAGCCCUUUCUGGGUGUAGCUGACAGACAAAAGAUACUGUUUGCUUUGUUUGCUUAAGAAAGGUAAUUUGACACAAUGGGCAAAGUAAAACUUCAAACCAACGACGAAACUCAAAAGACAAAUUAUGCUUUUUAUGGCAUAUUUGGUCUUGUAACAUAUUUCAUAUGGUGUGACUUGAGUUUUUUUGGUGGACUUUCUGAAGAAAAAAAUAGACAUAAACUAUAUAGAAAUACUACUUUACUGUCACAAAAAACAGUUAAACUCAGGAUGCAAGAUCACUUUGGACAUUACAUAUUUUUACCGUUUUGUGUAUGGCUUGAUAAAACAUUAGGCAUUUCAAAGAUUUCAUUUAUCAGCCCAAAUGUAAUCACAUCUGUGCAUUUUUGUUGUGCUAUAAUUGCUGGUAGACUACUUGCCAGUAGGGCAAUAUCAGUACGGCGAUUUGGUGUAAUCUUGUAUGAAUUUAGAAGCAUGCUGGAUGUUUUAGAUGGUGUAGUAUUUAGAGCACAGUCAACUAAAAAAGAAUUUUUAUCUGGAUGGGGAACAUAUGGUUAUAUGAUUGAUGGACUUGCUGAUACUAUAGGUGGCCUGUUUGUAAUGGUUGGUACAAUAUAUAGACUUAAUAAGUAUCCUCCCUUCAAAAAUCCUGAAGCUGUUGCAAAAUUAAAAUCAAAAUUCAAGAAUGGUGAUGAAGAAAGUGGUGAAAGACUAUUAGUUGCUGAAGAUUCUUGUAGCGAAGAGGUAGUUGAGGUAUAUGGAUUAAAAAGAUAUUCGAAAAAAGAAAUUAACCUGACAAUAUUGUUUUUCACCGUCACUGUUAUCUUAAGAAGUGCAUUGUGGGAUCAUUUCAAUCAUUCUUAUCAUAAUUUACUUGGAGUAAAAAGAAUUGAUGUUGCACCUGAAAAACAGAUUGAAGUCCUUGGCUAUGGAAGCACAUGGUUUUGUUUAUGGUUGUGGACAGUUCACAGUGCAGAUGCGUUUAUGCAUUUCACCUUACUAACAAUAAUGUUUGGGAAUUUGUGGCGCUGGCUGCGAUUUAAUUUGUACGCAAGCAUUCCCAAUAUUGUUAUUGUGUCAAUCAUAUGCCAAAUCCAUUUAAUGCAGAUGAAAAAUCUACUUGGAGUGAGUCAAUGAUCCUAACAAGAAUCCAAGAAAAAGCUGUACAGUUUUUAAGAGCCUUGCAACACUUUUAAUGCAUAUAUACAAAAUUAUUUUCAAGUAUCAACCACGAAGCCUUGUUUAGAAAUGAAAAACAACAUGGAAACCUUAUUACUUUAUUACUCUGAAUGUUUUGAUUUUUCUUUGAAAUCAGGAUAGGAUUGGUCUAAAUACAUUUUCUGCUAAACACAUUUAUAUAAUGACAGAAGGAAGUAUAGCUACGUAUAGUAAAUUUAUUAAUUCUUUUUAUCACAAAAUCAAAUUAACGCGUUUCCAUAUUUAUCUUUAAUUCCAUAUUUAUAUUUAAUCCGAAUAAAGAGACGUAAUUAAAUCAUUUAGAGUCCAUUGUCUCACUUACAACGACCCAGACAGCUUAAUUAAAACCUUUAAUUCUCUUUAAAUGCUUCCAACAGCUGUCAAUAUUCCUUUUUGUGCAUGCUGUUUUUUUUGGACUUAUUAUUUUCUACAGUUGCGAUAAUUUAUGUGAUAUGGGUGCUAUGUUCAUAGUGCUAACUACCGCUGGUAUUUUUUUCUGCGACCGGGUAGUAUUUUUUAUUGUUGCUCUGCCUGACGAUUCAAUUAACCAUGGUAUAAAUUAAUUGACUAAUUAUUUUGUUGAGUUUUUUUUGUUAUUUUUUAAUCCCGUUUAGUAUCUUGUACUCUCCGUAAUUUCUCUGUAAUAUGACAAUUUCUUUUGUUUACAGGAAAAUUAAUUUUAAAUCUCGAGUUUUGGUUGUUUUUGUUAUGUUUUUUAUGCUAGUUUAAAUGAGGGAUGGGCCAUAACAGCGUCCGUAUAAAAGAAAGCCUACGAAACUGGUUGUCAUGGGCACUUGUCAUGUCAACUUAAGGUCAUAUACCGAAAGAUCAGUAAUAAAGUUUCACCAUUUCCCCAAUAAAGGUUCUAACCGGAAAGAAAACUUUUGUCGGGAAAAGGUUUGUCUAUGUUAAGUGUGGCAAAUUUGCAUGUGAUCACUUUGCUUAAAAAACUAAAUGAAUUUAUAUAAAUAUUGUGUUUUUUUAAAUGCUAGGUAGUUUUAAUUUUAUUGUCAAUUUAAAUAUUAAGAGAAAGGAAAGAAAAAUAGUUAUUAUAGUA